AUGGGAGGAAGAGGAGCAGUGUGCAGAGGUUGGGAGGAAGACAUUUACUGGACGCACUUUCAAUUCAUCCAUUUCACCCAAUUCCUCCGCUCUGAUUUUCAUCAACAACUUGCACUUCCCAAAACAUUUUCUGACAAUAUAAAGAAGAAUUUACCAGAAAGUGUGACCCUAAAAGGUCCUAGUGGAAUGCUGUGGAAUAUAGAGUUGACAACUAGAGACGAUACCUUUUACUUCAGGCACGGAUGGAAACAAUUCGUGAAAGAACACUCUUUGAAAGAAAAUGACUUCCUUGUCUUCAAGUACAACGGUGAAUCGUUGUUUGAGGUUUUAAUCUUUGAUAGCGAGAGUUUAUGUGAGAAGGCAGCUUGUUAUUUUGUUCGAAAAUGUCAACAUGCUGCCAAUACUGAACAAGGGGGUGGAUGUUCUGGAAAGAAAAGGGACUCAGAUAAUUCUAUUGAAGAAGUUAACACUCCUAAUGGUGUUGAUGAAGGUGUUUCACCUGAGAAAUCUUUGCAUGUUAAGAGUAUCAGAGUGCCAAUUGAUGUGCCUGUCGAAACAACUAAUGGCAAGACUUCUAAUGCUGGUGUUGAAUCUGCUUCCGCCGAGGAAUUCAUGUCUGAUGCAGUCACUGACACUGAGCCAAUAAUUGUUCCCUCCAAAACAACUGGUAAACGGACGAGGAGGCCUGUUUAUGCCGAUACAUCUUUCCCGAGUAAGAAGAAAGGAAGACCACCAAAAACCGCUAGUUCUCACGAGAGAGAUCGUAAUUGUGUGUCUGGUGCUGAACUUCUUCCCAAGGUUUCUCCUAAGGCCUCUCCAAAAGUUGGAUCUGGGACCAAGGAACUAUAUACUUCAAAUAGAAGGCCUGUCACAAAAAAUGAGAUUGAAAAUACUCUUCAGUUGGCCCAGGCAAAAUGUGCCGAAGACACCUUGCUUGUAACUAUGCAAGCCACGCAUGUAUACAAGAGAUUCUUCGUGUCAUUCCCUAAUAAGUGGAUAAUAAACCAUCUUUCUCCGUCGUCUCAAUAUGUGAUAUUACGCAUGGGUAAGAAGGAAUGGCUUGGGAAAUACCGCUAUCAUAAUAUUGGUAACAAUGGAGGACUUACCGUGGGUGGAAAUAUUUUGCGCUCGAAAAUAACCUCGAAGAGUUUGAUGUAUGUUUGUUCAAGCCCGAUGGUUAUGGACAAAACAUUGAUCUUAGAAGUGACCAUUUUUAGAGUUGUUGAGGAGAUUACACCACUUACUCCGGUAAAUUCUCCGGGAAAGAAAAGGUCAAUUAAGAAAACACCAACAGGUGCUGUCCCAACAGAACUCGAGUCCUUUGAACCACUAGUAAAGAAGAGGGGACUUAACAUAAAACUGACCAGUGCUGUCCAAACAGGACGUGACUCCAUUGAAGAUGCAUCAUUGUAA
This is a messenger RNA of Vicia faba (fava bean), 1413 nucleotides long. Lineage: Eukaryota; Viridiplantae; Streptophyta; Magnoliopsida; Fabales; Fabaceae. The record is from the annotation of a GenBank genome assembly.